CUAGACCACGUCUUUGCUACCAACCUCACAACAACAUCAUAUCAUGGCUGAAAAGAAUCCUUUGAUCGAGGCGUUGCCUCCUGCAACCGAUUACAUCACUUACCUCACCAUCAUCGAAUACAAUCUCAACCCGGAGUCACUGCCUACGCUCCACCAAGUACUGCAAGAUACCAAGUUGACCACUAACAUCGGAUGGGAUCUUGUUCACUUGCUCGUGCCUCUUCUACCGAACUCGGACGAAUGUCUGCAGGAUAUUGCGCGCCUUGGGAAUCCACGCGAGGUCAUUCUGAAAGUGACAGAAUCACUGCGCUUGAUUGAUUUCCAGGGUCUUGAACCCGACACUGAGGAUGAUGAACCUAUUGCUGGCGAGGAGACCAAUCCAGCCUACCACCCUGCCAAGACUGAACCUGUUGGAAGCAGCAGUGGUAAGACGACUCAAGCUGUAGAAACACCUGCGCCUCUACCCCUCUCUGUACUGCAGUUCACCAGUCUUCUAUCUAUGCUGUCGACCUUGCACACUCGUAUCAAGACGCAAUACCCCAGCCGCUUCUUGUCAACCACGCUUCAAGCCAUCCUGGUAUCCUUCUCCAACUCGGUCAGCCACAAAGAAGAGUUGAUCUCGGCCAUCGUCCAAUUCGUAAAGAACGUUUCUGGAACCAAGCGUCCAAACCUACCUCCUCGCAAGAGCAGUACCCAGAUUCUGAGCGCAAACUUCAAAUCAUCGGCGCCCGAUCCAGAGUCUGAUACCGCCGAAAGGUCUCCGUCGGCAAGCGAGGCCGCUAUUCAGAAGCGCCUUUUCCAGUCGUUCAUCACUCAUGUCUUCGAAGACUACAUGCUCAGCUUGGACUCCGAUCGCGAUGCACCUGGUCUGGCAUGGUGCAGUCGCCUCCAAGAGAAGUUGCAUCCCGAGCGCACCGUUCCUGGCAAACCUUCGAUGACUGAUAGAUUCAUUCUGGACGAAGAGCUUGCAGCUCGUUUGACUGCUGUUGGUGGUUUGGUCGCCUUGGCCCGCGAUCUGGGCAUGGAGAGACGGGAUCUUCUGCCAGCCAUGGAGAAAGCUGAUCCUGGCCAUUCUCUUGUUCCCGACAACGAGGACGAGUUCCCCAAGACUGCCAAUGACAUCCCCUUAUCAAAGGUGGGCUCUCUCUUCAUGUUCGCUGCUGCAAAUGUUGCUACUGUUCUUUACUCUACACCAAAGCCCAAGGACAUGUUCAGCAUCUUCCCUGAACAUCAGAAAGUCCUCCACAACUACAUCGCAAGCUCUUCUGACAUGGGCACAACCAUUGGCACGGAGCCUGAAGCUGUGCUCGACGCUGUCUUGGCUCUUGCCAUACUUGCUGUCGAAGAUGAUCAUGUCGGCGAGCCAGCAGACAGCGAAGAAUUCAGCCAAUAUUUGCAGUAUCUGUCUUUGAUCUCCUCCAACUCACCAUCUCCAAGCAUACGCUACCACGCGUUCUACCUGGCGUCCACCAUCCUGCGAUCUAACCCUUCCGAUGCUGAAAGACUCGCCUUCAUCAAGGAUACACUUGAGCAUUGCCCCUUUGACAACCUCAAAGUUGCCGCCAUCAGCUGGGUCAAGGGCGAGACCAUCGAAGCCAACCCUCCGACACCGAUCCACUCUCACAAACCUGAGCAACAUGGAUCAGUACAGGAUGGAAAGGACAACGACUCCGUCUUUGCAACCCCAGUAGCAUUGGACAGCCUGGCGCCAUACCUCUUCCCCGAUUUAACCCAUGAUCUCACAUCGACCAGCAUCACCGAGUUUUGGCUCACAUUCCAACAAAGUUUGCACUUUUACCUGGCAUCGCUCAACUUCUACUACCUGCUCUUAUCAGCACAGCACCUAUAUGAACCACUGGCUAUUGGCGACUUGCAUUCUAACAACGAUGUGGCAGGAUCGUUCUUGCAGCCCCUACGUGUCGCAUCAGCUCGCUUCAAGGAAGGCAAGGCUAAUGGCGAAUUGGCCAGCGUUUGGGAGGACACAGGCAAGAACGAUGCUCACAUGGCUGAGCUUGACCUGCUCGAUGUCACUUUGGAGAGAGUUACAGCAGGUGUUACACGUCUCAAUCAGGUCCAGGCAUAGUUCAAAUAUCUGAGGCAAGUCGAUACACGUUGUUUGGGGUGUAUCUUAGACGCUGCAGUCGUGUCAGCCAGAUGUGCAGGAAACUUUUGAGGAUAAAAUGAAAUAUCGAGAAACGCUUCGAAAUCGUCCUUUGCACGUAAUUGAAUGCACUGUGGAAUAUGUGUGAGACCCGAGAGAACGGAUGGUGACAGAUGCACCCCACGCUUCUCCGCAGAGCAUAUCAUGAUCUUCCUCCGCGAUGAUUUCCACAAAGAUGCAAAGACAGUGUUCAACUGUCUUUUCCGGGUCUAGGUUCUAGUAAAUUGUAGGCAAAGAAACAUGCAGAACACGUCGGCAUAUUGUUGUCUCUCUCAUAAACCAUAUACCCAAAAGUGGAGCCAGCAAGGAACCGGUUCAAAACUCAAAUCUAUGAGGGGUCCACCAGUUCAGAUCGUCAUGACGAGCCGCAAGCAAAUACCGGUCCCAAGCGCCCCGCAUCACACAC
Molecule: messenger RNA, 2567 nt
Organism: Aureobasidium pullulans EXF-150
Lineage: Eukaryota; Fungi; Ascomycota; Dothideomycetes; Dothideales; Saccotheciaceae
Product: DUF1760-domain-containing protein
Exons: 1
Coding region: 44-2083 (679 amino acids)
Biological process (GO): cellular response to oxidative stress
Cellular component (GO): cytoplasm
Source: RefSeq, a predicted model, not a curated record